Aspergillus steynii IBT 23096 is the source of this 2068-nucleotide messenger RNA. RefSeq names its product putative MFS multidrug transporter. The record is from RefSeq and is a predicted model, not a curated record. Gene Ontology annotation, biological process: transmembrane transport. The coding region runs from base 489 to 2006 and encodes 505 amino acids. Gene Ontology annotation, molecular function: transmembrane transporter activity. The transcript has 4 exons. NCBI's taxonomy places the organism in Eukaryota, Fungi, Ascomycota, Eurotiomycetes, Eurotiales, Aspergillaceae.
CUUGGCCCAAGGCACCAGCGAACACAAGCAACCCAAGCAACGCGACGAGGAAUUGUCCGGAGAUAAUGCAUCUAUCAGACGCACGGAAUGUUACUCGGCAGUUGAUCAGCCUCGGACUUUUUCUCCUCGGUGCGAUCCCUCGAUGCCCGGGACAUUGGCAGCCGAGACACAGGAGACGCAAGGAGGAUCCCCCUGCCACACACUCCGACGGCAGUAAUGACCUGGCCUCAAUUACCGCGGAAACGUCAGCUCCACCGGAAAUGAGAGGAUUCUGCCCACGAUGAAUGGCUGGUUAACGAAUCCACCGUGAUAAUCGCUGCUGAAUGGGGGAAUCCACUCGGGACCCCGCGUUUUCCCCGGCCCUAGAAGGGAUGAUGCUUUGAUUCGAUUCCACCCGCUCCGGACCCGCCCCCGGGUCCGACUUUUAUGACCUUCGCUCGCUCGCUCUCACGGCGCAGGGUGGCCUGACCGUGGAGAUCUGCUGCGUGAUGGCGUCCGAACAUACGAUGUCUGCGUCCAAGUCGCACUCGGAUUACCUCGAAAAGACCGAAGCGGCGCUGGAGUCCUUGGAUCCGACCAGUCUGCUGUCGGAGUCUCAUCGAGCCUAUCUCCUGGAACGACAUGGCACGUUGGAUCUGGAUCCGAUUCCGAGCAAUGACCCGGCAGAUCCGUACAACUGGCCGCUCUGGAAGAAAGUGGCCAAUCUCAGUCUCGUAGCCUUUCAUGCUUGCAUGGGCACGUUCACAGCGGCGGCCAUCAUCUGUGCCUACGAGGAGAUCUCGGUCGACGUGGGCGUGUCGCUGCAGCGAGUCAGCUACCUGACGUCUCUCCAGAUCGCCAUCCUGGGAGGCGCCCCGUUGUUCUGGAAGCCGCUAUCGCAUCGAUUUGGACGAAGACCGAUCUUCCUCCUCUCUCUCAUCCUGAGCUGCGUCUGCAACAUCGGCUGUGCCAAAAGUCCCGAUUAUGCCUCGAUGGCGGCCUGUCGGGCCCUCGUGGCGUUUUUCAUCUCUCCCGCCAUGGCUAUUGGCAGCGCCGUGGUCAUGGAGACCUUCUUCAAGCGAGAAAGAGCUCGAUACAUGGGCAUUUGGACGGUCAUGGUGACCCUAGGGGUUCCCGUCGGUCCGUUUAUUUUUGGCUUCGUGGCACAGCGAGUGGGAUAUCGCUGGAUCUACUGGAUCCUGGCCAUCACAAACGCCUGCGAAUUCAUUCUCUACAUAUUCUUCGGUCCUGAAACCCGCUACCUGGGCUCCGACAUGCAAUCGACCUCCUCCUUCAAGCACCAAUACGUCGCAAUCCGACGAAUCGACCCAGCCCCCUUCACCAUCUCCGAAUUCCUGCACCCGCUCACCCUCUUCACCAACAUCCCCGUCCUCCUCGCCGCCGUCGCCUACGCCAUGGUCUUUGUCUUCGCCUCGGUCCUCAACUCCGUCGAAGUGCCACAACUCCUGCAGAGCAAAUUCGAACUCAACGCCCAACAACUCGGCCUGCAAUUCCUCGGCCUCAUCAUCGGCUCCCUCCUCGGCGAACAGCUCGGCGGUGUCAUGUCCGACGUAUGGAUGAACACGCGCGCCCGACGCAUCGGCGAGAAGCCCGCACCCGAGUACCGGCUCUGGCUCAGCUACGUGGGCUUCCUAGUGAGUAUCGCGGGGAUGGUGGUGUUCCUGGUCUGCACGGAACAGGCGACGCAGGGGCAGUGGACGGUGGUGCCGGUCGUGGGGACGGGGAUCGCGGCGUUCGGCAACCAGGUGGUCACGACGGUGUUGACGACGUAUGCGGUUGACACGUAUCCGCAGGACGCCGGCAGUGUGGGCGUUUUUAUCAACUUUGUGCGGUCCACCUGGGGGUUUAUUGGUCCUUUUUGGUUCACGGAUAUGUUUGAGAGUGUGGGCAUCGCGAAUAGCUCCGGGGUUGUCACGGCGUUGAUCAUGGGGGUCAGUUUUAUUCCGACGGCAUUGCUGCACUGGCAGGGUCAUCGAUGGCAUGCGGAUGUUCGAGGGGAGAAGUAAUCGUAGAUGUCCAAGGAGCUUAUCUCGUAUGGUACGGUUUUGGAUGCUCGUUUAUUCCCGAC